Messenger RNA from Eleginops maclovinus (Patagonian blennie), 2626 nucleotides. It is a transcript of the gene rbfox1l, whose product is annotated as RNA binding fox-1 homolog 1, like. The transcript has 12 exons. Gene Ontology annotation, cellular component: nucleus; cytoplasm. Gene Ontology annotation, molecular function: mRNA binding. The record is from RefSeq and is a predicted model, not a curated record. NCBI's taxonomy places the organism in Eukaryota, Metazoa, Chordata, Actinopteri, Perciformes, Eleginopidae. Gene Ontology annotation, biological process: nervous system development; regulation of alternative mRNA splicing, via spliceosome. Bases 295 to 1449 code for a protein of 384 amino acids.
UGAUGGACACACAGAGGCUCACUUGCUUUCUCUUUCACGGCCCUAUAUCCUGUCUUUUCUGGACAGGACACUGGUUGUUUUGUGGACUUUCUUUGCCUUUUUGUCUUAAUCUUCUUUCCCCUCGCCCUUUUGGAUCUUGUGUUUUUCCUGUUGGGAUUUCUUCCUCUAUUUUCCUCCCCGGUCUAAUUUCCUGCUCUCCUGUGAGCGUAUCAAUUUUUUCUUUUUCCCAACUCUCCUUCUUCUUUUUUCCAAUCUUCCACUGUUCCCUGUCUAAUUGUGCGUGGUUUUUGUGCCAUGCUCUCCUCACCCACUGUGAUUCUCCAGCCCUAUGGACUUCCUGUCUACCCACAGACAACCACAUGCUACCCCAGCCUAGUUCAGGGAGGCCCCGCUCAGGAGGCCGGCCCCGGCAGUGGGGACCCCUCCCUGCCUCAGGUCUAUGCCCCUCCUCCAUCAUACCCCCCACCAGGUCAGGGUCCACCCACAUCUGCCGGCAGACUGCAACCUCUUGACUUCACCUCUGCACACCCCAGCUCAGAGUACCCCGAACACCCCCAGCUCAGAAUCUAUCAGGGGCCCCAGCUCGAGGGGGCCGAGGCUCUGACGACCAGUAACUUGGAGGAUGGUUUGGUCCCUGUGACCUCUGACCCCCAGUCUCUCAGCCUGUCGGUGUCAUCAGGGGGCGGGGCAGGGAGUGGAAGUGAUGAGGAGGGGUCCAAUAAGGCCCAACCCAAACGCCUCCACGUCUCAAACAUCCCAUUCCGCUUCAGAGACCCGGACCUCCGCCAGAUGUUUGGGCAAUUUGGCAAGAUCCUUGAUGUAGAAAUUAUCUUCAAUGAGAGGGGGUCCAAGGGCUUUGGCUUCGUCACCUUUGAGAGUGCAAGUGAGGCUGACCGAGCAAGAGAAAAGCUGAAUGGGACGAUUGUGGAGGGGAGGAAGAUUGAGGUCAAUAAUGCCACUGCGAGAGUAGUAACCAAGAAGCCCCAGACACCGCUUGUAAACAGUGACAUUUCAACUUCUGGAUGGAAGAUCAACCCCGUCAUGGGGACGAUGUACGCACCUGAACUCUAUACAGUUGCCAGUUUCCCGUACCCUGUAGCAGCUCCUACUUUGGCUUACCGAGGCUCUGCACUGCGGGGGGGCCGAGGCCGCGCCGUCUACAACACCAUCCGCUCCGCUGCCGCCGCACCUACUGCCGUACCCGGCUACCCGGGGAUGGUGUAUCAGGAUGGUCUGUAUGGAGCAGAAGUCUAUGGUGGCUAUCCUGCAGCUUACAGAGUGGCUCAAUCACCGUCUGCUGCCACAGCAACCUACAGUGACGGAUACGGACGUGUUUACACGACAUCUGCGGACCCCUAUCACCACUCAGUCGGACCAACAACAACAUAUGGCGUUGGUACAAUGGCCAGUUUGUACAGAGGAGGAUAUAACCGCUUCACCCCGUACUGAGCCCCCCCCCCCACACACACACACACACACACACACACACACAUACACACGUGUCUUUGACUCUGGGAUUGGCUGAUCCAUGGACGCUGCAGGACAGAUUAUGAGAUCCUUGGAAAACGUGGACAUGUUUUUACUUCCUGCUUUCAUCACAACCUCUCCUCGAGAGACUAAACAGACUGAAGUUGUAAAUAGUGUAGCACCCAUUUACUGUCCUUUCUACUGAUGAAUACUUCUGGAAGGGGAUGUUAUUUAAUAUAAAGACAGUUGUUAAAACCUUUAAAGGAUAAUUGUUUCUGAAUUUGAAGUUGGCUUACAUGGCAGAAGUUGGUGAAAAAUACUGUGAGAGUUAAUUUUGUGAAUAAUAUCUGAGAUUUAUCAAGUUUCAUGUCAUAGUUUUUACAAUGUUAAAUUACUUAUUUAUGAUGGCGAUUAUUAACUAAAUCUCUUUGUGGGAGUGUGUGUGUGAGCAUAUGAGUUAAGUUGAGAGGUAACUCAUCAACGUGGUUCAGUUACAGACACAGCUGUGACACUGGUUUCAUUAUUACAAGCAGAUAGGUAAUGUUAGUCAGGGUCUAGUUGGACUUUCCUUUUCUUUUUCUUUCUAACAAUCUACCUCUCUUUCACUUUCAGCUUUUAAUACUGCUGUCAUUAUAAAUCCUGUAUCCCUUUCUGUGUGUGUGAUCUCUGACUGAGCUGUCUCUCUCUAUUGACUUUUCUUCCCGUAAAUGCUGAUCUAACAUUAGAUCAACAUUUAGUUUCUGUGGCUCCGUACCUCACUACACAAAGAGCCCCUUUUCUCCUUUACUCACCCAGACAAGGUUUGUUUUUCUAAACAUUCUCACAGUUAUACUCAUGCUCAGCUGGGAGCUGUGGUAAGAAGAAGUCUACUGAUGUUGGCUUGAUUACACAAAAACAGAUUAGAGGCUUUACAAUUUAAACGUGUCAGACCAGAGACUGCUGCACAUAGUUCUGCUCAGUGUUAGAGUUCAGGUACCGCCUUCUUUUCUAUCUAGUCUACAGUGUCCUUAUUUCACUCUUUACUGGCGUCUUCUCCUCUGAACUGCUGAAUGACUUCUUGAUUUGUAUUGUAUAGAUAGUUUCUCCUUGGCCUACUUUCUGUUGCACUCUUUUCUGCUGUGUUUGAUGUUUACCUCUAAAUAAAAAUAUUUUCUCUCUC